This is a messenger RNA of Rotaria sp. Silwood2, 624 nucleotides long. NCBI's taxonomy places the organism in Eukaryota, Metazoa, Rotifera, Eurotatoria, Philodinida, Philodinidae. The record is from the annotation of a GenBank genome assembly.
AUGGAAAUAUUUCAAAAUAGAAUAGUGCAUUUGGAUUCGAAUUCUACAUUUGCUGAAUUUUGUAAUGAUACUCGACUUAAUGGUUCAGACUUUUCAAAAGGUCAAUAUUGUCGAAAUAAUUUUAAUGAUUAUUUGUCAUCGUUGAUUCUUCUUUUCGAAUUAACUGUAGUUAAUCAAUGGCAUGUAUUGGCUUCUGGCUUUGUUAUUGUAACCAGUAAAGUGGCACGUCUUUUUUUUCUUGCCUUUCAUCUAUGUGCUGUUAUUGUGGUCCUCAAUAUCUUUACUGCAUUUGUUAUUGAUUCUUUUCUUAAUCAAUAUACAUUAUCAAAGAGUAAGGAGUUUCCAUGGAUGCAACAAGAAAAUCUAAUUGCUGAGAGACUUACUCGACAAGGUUAUCGAAUAAUUCGAAGAUAUGAUAACAUCAAGCAAUCGGAAGAAGUAACAAAGAAAAAAUUUAAUUUAUUAGAAAAACUUCGAGCAUUUGUACAACCAUCUGUUUAUCGUCGUAUGACAGUCAUUCUUCAAACUAUGGCUGAUGAGGAACGUGCUUUACUUCUUCAUUGGCGUGGCAAUGUAGAUAUUGAUCCUAUUGCUUUGCUAAAUUUGACCAAUGAUUCAUCUUAA